Esox lucius (northern pike) is the source of this 1806-nucleotide messenger RNA. It is a transcript of the gene ces2b, whose product is annotated as carboxylesterase 2b. Gene Ontology annotation, molecular function: hydrolase activity. The coding region runs from base 43 to 1689 and encodes 548 amino acids. NCBI's taxonomy places the organism in Eukaryota, Metazoa, Chordata, Actinopteri, Esociformes, Esocidae. The record is from RefSeq and is a predicted model, not a curated record. The transcript is spliced from 14 exons.
UAGGUGUGUCGCUGAGCCUUCAAAGCAUUACAUGGGGCAGUCAUGAAGGGAGCUGCACGUCUGCUAAGAUUCUCUCUGUCAUUGGGUUCAUUGUUUCUGUAUACUUUGGCCGAAUCCAAUGCUCCUGUGGUCCAGACCAAACUGGGAGGUCUGCGAGGGCAGUAUGUUAGCGUAAAGGGGAACGAGAAGGUUGUACAGGCCUACCUUGGCGUGCCUUUUGCCAAAGCACCUGUUGGUCCCCUGAGACUGGCUCCGCCCCAGACUGUGGAGAGAUGGAAGGGCGUGAGGGAUGCCACUCAGCAGCCUUUCAUGUGUCUUCAAAACAUACAAAUUACAAAAGACCUUUACUCCAAUUUAUCCAUCAAAGUGGAAUUCCCAAAGGUGUCAGAAGAUUGCCUUUACCUCAACAUUUACAGCCCGGUUAAACCGGUUGAGAAUACCAAGCUUCCUGUCAUGGUUUGGAUCCAUGGUGGAGGAUUCACCUUAGGCUCUGCAUCAGCAUAUGAUGGUUCUGCUUUGGCUGCUUACCAGGAUGUAGUUGUGGUGCUGAUCCAGUACCGUUUGGGUUUGAUGGGGUUCUUCAGUACAGGAGACAAAUAUGCCCCAGGGAACAUGGGACUACUUGACCAGGUGGAAGCAUUACGGUGGAUCCAGGAGCACAUCCACAACUUUGGAGGUGACUCUAAGUCAGUGACCAUUUUUGGAGAAUCUGCCGGUGGGAUGAGUGUAUCACUAUUGCUUCUCUCUCCAUUGUCGGCUGGUCUGUUCCAUCGGGCGAUAGCUGAGAGUGGUACUGCAGCUUUGAACAUUAUCUACCAAACCAAUCCUUUGCCUGUGGCCCAGGCAAUGGCAAACAUGUCUGGCUGUGACAGCACCAACACAGAGAAGAUGGUAGACUGUGUGAGGAAGUUGACCACCGAUGACAUUUUGAACAUUCACAAACAGAAUCCAAUGCUAGGAUUUGGUGUGAGAGUUGAUGGGCAAUUCUUGCCCAGAUCGGCAAUGGAGAUUUUCCAUGACCAUGAGAUGCACAAGGUCCCAUUUAUGACUGGUGCUAAUGACGACGAAGGUGGCUGGUUAAUGGCAAAGUUCUUUGCUCCUCCAGGAUGGGAGCACGGUGUGGACCGUGUGAAUGUGAUGCCUGUUUUGGCCAUGCAGUACACUGAAUCUAAGGAUCAGUGGAUUGCUGAGCUCAUAGCAGAUGAAUACAUGGGUACUUCUGGAAAUCGUGUGAAAAACCGUAAUGGAUUCACUGAGCUGAUUGGGGACAAUAUGUUUAUCAUACCUGCCCUUAAAACGGCGAAUUUCCACAGAGAUGCAGGGGCGCCUGUGUACCUGUAUGAGUUCCAGCAAACACCCAGCAUGUUCAAGAAAACCAGGCCAGGUUUUGUUGGUUCUGACCAUGGAGAUGAGCUUUUGUUUGUUUUUGGGUUCUGCUUCACAACAUCACAUAUUGAAAUGGAUGCCAAAUGUACAGAGGAAGAUGAACAACUAAGCAGACUCAUGAUGAGAUACUGGGGUAACUUUGCUCGUACAGGGUCCCCUAACGGGGUUGGUCUGGUUCAAUGGCCACAGUAUGGACCAGAAGGGGAUUACUUGGCGAUUGGGUUGGAGCAGGUACCUGGCCAACACCUGAGGAGGGACCGCUUCACAUUCAUGACAGAAACUGUUCCUAGAAACUGCUCUUGAGGCCGGAGCAGAUGGAGCACAGUGAGCUACCAAAAACUGGCCCGGUGGUCCAGACCAAACUGGGAGGUCUGCGAGGGCAGUAUGUUAGCGUAAAGGGGAAGGAGAAGGUUGUACAGG